This is a messenger RNA of Brugia pahangi, 261 nucleotides long. The record is from the annotation of a GenBank genome assembly. Lineage: Eukaryota; Metazoa; Nematoda; Chromadorea; Rhabditida; Onchocercidae.
AUGCAUGCAACAUCCAAUCGAUUUAUGACGGCGAUCAAUUCAAAUUUGAAAGUUGUUUUCAACAAAAUCAAUUUAAUUAAUGGAUGCUUAAUCAUGCAACCGAAAAACAAACGAAAAGCACAGGAACAACACACAGAAAGGACUUGGAAGAGUUCCAAGAUUGUUGACAAAGUUUGGAAAAUUACUCGUGAAGAGCAGUGGUGCUUGAAUUGGAUGAAGCGAGCGAAUUGGGAUGAAGCGGUGAUAAGGAGUGCAGACUAA